GUUACUUAGCAACGUUCUUACAAAACAGUGCCACUCUUAAAUGUCAAGCUGACUGAUUUGUACAGGCAUAGUCAGCUGAUGUGAGACUAUAGUUUUUGUAGUGGUGUCAUCAUUAUUCACGUUAUUUUUUUUAUAAUCUUUGAAGAGAUCAGUACAUCAAAGAUUAAUAUAUCAUAAAUUUUUUAACGACUUUUUUGAUAUCGACAAAAAUGGGUCCCAAGAAAGCAAGGGGGAAAGCGAUGGAUACUGUCGAGGGAGUAGACACAACAAAAAUGAAUAGGGAGCAAUUGGAGAUAUAUGCCCAUAAGAUAUUGGAAGAGAUGGAACGUGAACGGGAGGAAAGAAACUUUUUUCAACUAGAGAGAGACAAAUUGCGAACUUUUUGGGAAAUUACGAGACGUCAGUUGGAUGAAGCGCGUGCUGUAGUCAGAAAUAAAGAACGUGAGAAAGAGGAAUUGGCAGAGAAUCACGAAGCCGAACUCAAAUUAUACAAACAGAAAGUGAAACACCUAAUGUAUGAACACCAGACCAAUUUGUCGGAAACCAAAGCCGAUCAUUUGGUCGCUCUUAAAUUGGCACAAGACGAUCAUGUUGUGCAAGAAAAUGAGCUCAUUAAAGACAAGACAGAGUUAAAAAAAACGCAGAAAGAACAAGAAUCAGCGUACAUGAAUGAAAUUCGCGCAUUAAAAUUGCAUAAUUCGGAGGAAAUGAAUAAUAUGAUGAAGAAAUUUGAGUCUGAAGCGACAGAAUUGGAGCAAAAGUACGAACAAAAAUUAACCAGCCAAUAUGAGUCCUUAAUAUUGAAGCAUCGCAUGGAAGUAACUGAAGUGGAGGAGAGGAAGAACGCGCAAAUCGCGAAUCUGAUCAAGAAUCACGAAAAUGCGUUUACCGAAAUGAAAAAUUAUUACAAUGAUAUCACUCUGAAUAACUUAUCGUUAAUUAAGAGUAUGAAGGAACAAAUGGAAGUGAUGAGAAAUAAUGAGGAACGUAUGAAGAAGCAAGUACGGGAAUUAGCAGCGGAGAAUAAAAAAUAUUCGACUGAUUUGAAAGCUUCCCAGGAAACGGUUACUGAACUUAAUCGUCAACUUGCAAAUUACGAGAAAGACAAACAAUGUUUGGUUAAUACAAAACGGAGAUUGUCCGUAGUGGCAAAGGACCUAGAAAAUUUAAAAUGGGAGAAUGAAGUUCUCGAGCUGCGUUUUGAAAAAUGUCAAUCCGAGAGAGAUGAGUUACAUUCUAGAUUUGUCUCGGCUAUAUUCGAACUGCAACAAAAAACGGGUUUAAAGAAUGUACUCUUGGAAAAAAAAUUAGAAAAGUUGUCGGACUUAUUGGAGCAACGUGAAGCGCAGAUUAGCGAAGUAUUAGUUGCUGCUCAACUGGAUCCUACGGCGGUGAUUAACGUGAAUAAAAAAUUAGAGGAUAUGCUUAAUAGAAAAAAUACUGCAAUACAAGAUCUACAAUAUGAAUUAGCAAAAGUGUGUAAAGCUCACGACGAUUUGUUAGCGGCUUAUGAAAGUAAACUGCAAGAAUACGGAAUUCCUAAGGCUGAACUUGGAUUUCAGCCUCUGAGGAUGAAGAUAGCCGGUGCGAAAUUAGGUUUAGGUCCAGCUGGUCUCGUUACUGCAAAUCAGUAGUACAUUUUAUAAAUUUUUUUACAUAUAAUCGAUUUAUGAAAAGUUUAUAUACCUUGUCUGAGAAAUUCGUGUCAACAAGUGACAUAUUUUAUCGCUAUUUUUUUACACAUUUUAAUGAAAGGGAUAAUAAUAAGUUUUUAGUAAACUGUACAACAUUUGAUAUAUGUUUAGUAGGAUAUUUGAUAUAAUUAAUACAUGUAAUUAAUCUAACGAUACUUUCUAAAAAGCGAUAUAACUGAAAAAAACCUGAAAUGUUUUUGAUCAAGAUCGAUACAUAGAAUUAAUUUUGACACAGAGUAUUUUUAUUCUGUAAAACAAAUACAUUUUUAUAGCUUAUGCGUUAUGUUCUCAAAAAUUACAUAAAAUUAUCACAGAGAAUGUACAGAAUAGAUCGUAUCGAUGCCUGAAAGUUGUAUAGUCUCAGUAAUUAUUCAACAUAUUUAUGUUUUUGCCUCUAAUCGUAUUUCUCAUCGCAAUUAACGUUGGCAAUAAAAAGUCUGAUAUCGUGUACGAUUAAUACAUUUUCGUGAUUAAAUUGCAUAACUCUCUGCGCUCCAACAUCUUAUCAGAUAUCCAACAACUGGCAGGCACAAAUACAUUGAAGAUACAUUAAUAUAUAAAUAUUAACAUAUACAUAGAUAUUAGACACUGACUAGUUCUCUAACUUGUAAAACACUGUAAGUCAAAUACAUCAGGUCACAUGGUUAAUAAAUUUCAAACACUAGUUUUAUAUGUAAAA
This is a messenger RNA of Wasmannia auropunctata (little fire ant), 2373 nucleotides long. RefSeq names its product growth arrest-specific protein 8 (gene Gas8). Bases 210 to 1634 code for a protein of 474 amino acids. The record is from RefSeq and is a predicted model, not a curated record. Gene Ontology annotation, molecular function: small GTPase binding; microtubule binding. The transcript has 8 exons. NCBI's taxonomy places the organism in Eukaryota, Metazoa, Arthropoda, Insecta, Hymenoptera, Formicidae. Gene Ontology annotation, biological process: cell motility. Gene Ontology annotation, cellular component: microtubule; motile cilium; Golgi apparatus.